Linum trigynum is the source of this 3132-nucleotide messenger RNA. The record is from the annotation of a GenBank genome assembly. NCBI's taxonomy places the organism in Eukaryota, Viridiplantae, Streptophyta, Magnoliopsida, Malpighiales, Linaceae.
ACGCAGGUUGGACGCUCUCACACAAACUCUAGCUUUGAGACUCUACUCUCUUUCUGAAAACUAACUUGGGCGUCGGAGGAUUAACGGGUCAAGGCGCCCCCUCCUUGUUGGUGUGUGCAGAUAGGCGCCUGGCGAAAGAGGAUUCAGGGGAAUCAGGCAAAGGGUAUAAAGUCUCAAACAAGAAGAUUGUUUUCAGGUCUGAAAGGAAAAUGGGAUAGACACUAUUUUGUUUGAGUAGGUUGGUUCAUGGGUCGGGCUGGUUCAAAGCUUGGGUUGGGCUGAGUUACAUGACAUGGCGAGUAUAAUUGACGUGGCAGGUUGGGUUUCAUCAUUUUCGGGGGUUAAAUUAGGCUAACUAAGCGAUUCCGUCUGCCACGUCAGCAUAUAACGGUCUUCAUUAACGGAGACUAACGGAGAGUGACCAAACUUGGACGGUUUUACUAAAUUUAGUGACUACGAGUGGAAUUAAAAUAUUUUUAGUGACCAAACAUAAACGUUUUUUUGUAAUCCCAGUAACCAAUCUUGCAAUUUAUCCGAAAAAGAAAAGAAACGAAAAAGCUGAAAAGGGCCGGACCAGACAAUUACGCCCCGAUCACAGUCUCCUCCUCUCCGGCCCGAUCACAGAAAUAGCGGGAAAAAUGGCAAAAAAUAGAAGAAAAAACAACAGUCUCCGCCUCUCCGGUUUAUUCCCCUCCUUUUCAGCUCCACCCCUCUCUUCCAGUUCCACACUUCCUUCUCUCUCUCUCAUUCUCACUUUCUCUCUCUUCAACCUCAGAGAAACAGAGACUCACACUCCCAUCUCAAUCAAUCAUCCAUUCAAUCUCACUCCCCCUUCCCUUCCCUUCCCUUCCCCUCCUCUCCAUCGCCGACGACAAUCAGGAAAACCGAAUCCUCACCGCCACCGCCCCGCCGCGAUGUCGCUGGGCAAGCUGAUGAAAGAGCGGACCUUCGGAUUCGCCUUAAUCCUCUUUCUCUUCCUCUUCCUCAUCUCCAUCACCUUCUUCUUCCUCUCCAGCGGCAAAACCGUCGACCUCCCUUACUACUUCUCCCUCGCCGGUCGCUCCGACGUCUCCACCACCGAGCCUUCCGACGCCAACGACGCUCCCGUCCCUCCCGGCAAGGACUCCCCUGCGCUCAAGGCCAGAAAGUCCAACUUCCCCACCCCGCCGGCCCUCGACAUUGCGUGGCGCCCCUGCGAGGGAGUCCUGGCGGCGGAUUACAUCCCCUGUUUGGAUAAUUACAAGGCCAUCAAGAGGCUGCCAACCAGAAGGCACAUGGAGCACAGGGAGAGGCACUGCCCUAAACCGGCGCCGCUAAGGUGUUUGGUUCCUCUCCCCAAAGGAUACAAGCGCCCUCUGCCUUGGCCUAAGAGCAGGGACAUGAUAUGGUACGACAAUGUGCCACAUCCUAAGCUUGUGGAGUACAAGAAGGAUCAGAACUGGGUGCGCAAGGAAGGCGAUCAAUUUGUAUUCCCUGGAGGUGGGACUCAGUUCAAAGAUGGCGUCUCCAACUACGCCAGCUUCAUUCACAAGACGGUGCCAAUAAUCCAUUGGGGAAGACAGAUAAGGGUGGCUCUAGACGUAGGUUGUGGUGUGGCUAGCUUCGGCGGAUACUUGCUGGACAAGCAAGUCCUUACCAUGUCGAUAGCGCCCAAGGAUGAACACGAAGCGCAGAUUCAGUUUGCUCUCGAGAGAGGGAUCCCUGCGUUUCUUUCGGUGAUCGGGACGCAGCAGCUCGUGUUUCCUGAUAAUGCUUUCGAUCUGGUUCAUUGCGCUCGUUGCAGAGUUCACUGGGAUGCUGAUGGUGGGAAGCCGCUUCUGGAGCUCAACAGGGUUCUGAGACCUGGAGGUUUCUUCAUAUGGUCAGCCACGCCUGUGUACCAGGACGAUCAAAGAGACGCCAAAGUUUGGAAAUCUGUGUCGGCUUUGACUGAAGCUAUGUGCUGGAAAGUUGUGGCCAAGACAAUGGACUCAACCGGAAUUGGACUGGUAAUCUAUCAGAAACCAGAGAAUCCUUCUUGCUAUGAGAAACGCCCACAGAAUAAUCCUCCUCUGUGUGAUCAGAACGAUCAGCACAACAUUUCAUGGUACACACCUCUGCUAAACUGCAUUACAAGGCUCCCGCUAGACAAACAAGGCAAAGUCAUUAAGUGGCCAGUAACAUGGCCUUACAGGCUCAGCAGUCUCCCUGUGCCCAUGCCAUUGGAACCAGGGGUUGUAGAACAGUACAAAGCAGAUAACAGACGCUGGACCGAACUUGUAUCCGAUACUUACCUCAUGAAACUCAACAUCAGCUGGCCUAGCUUUCGCAACAUCAUGGAUAUGAAUGCCGGCUAUGGAGGGUUUGCUGCAGCAUUGAUUGAUCUUCCGUACUGGGUGAUGAACGUUGUUCCGGUUCAUGAGGAAGACACUCUCAGUAUCAUCUACGACAGAGGGUUGAUCGGAGUCUACCACGAUUGGUGUGAGUCAUUCAACACUUACCCUCGAACUUACGACCUUCUCCAUUCCAGCUUCCUCUUCAAGACUCUAUCGGAAAGAUGUGACCUGAUAGAUGUCGGGGUAGAGAUUGACCGGAUAGUAAGACCUGGCGGGUAUCUUCUCGUCUUUGACACCAUAGAAAUGAUCAACAAGCUCACUGCAAUAUUGAAGUCGCUUCAUUGGUCGGUAAAAAUCCAUCAAGCUCAAUACUUGGUUGCCCAGAAAAGUCUCUGGCGCCCCACCAGUUAAAAUCAAUUACUGCAGCAGCACUAUAGAAUCAGUCAAACUCUAGGCAAGCUCAAGGUUCUGGCAAUCGGUGGUGAAGUUGUAGGAGAGACGACGAUCUUACAUGUCUUCUUUAUUCUUCCUCUACGACUCUGAGUUCUGUAAGUGUAGAAAUACCACAGUUACAAGAAAAGAAAGCAACUAUACGUCAUAGCAACAAGGAAAAAAAACAGAGGACGGUUCGACAUCAGAUGUUCGUGUCCUGUCCUGUAAAUCUAAGCCUGCUCUGUUUGUAGAACUCCCAAUUUUGAGAUACCAGAAAUAAUACAAGUACCUCCAUUUCAUUCAAUUAGCUGCUAACUUUCAGUCUGAUAUACUUCGAAUUUGUACCUCAAUGAUCAUCGUACUGUAAUGAAAUGAAUGCUGCAAA